CGGUCGAUUUAUUAAAAAUGGUCGCUUAUACCCCGGUGUGUGAUGUGUUGUUUUUCCAUCAUGUCCUACACAUUGUUUAAGUCGUCACAUUGUCGGUUUUUAAACUGAAUUAGGAAUAAUAGUUAUAAAAUAUACAACCAGACAUUUUUUUAGCUGGAAUAAAAUGGACAGAUGUGAUUUAUAGAUGGCAGACGACACUUUAUUUGUUGGGGAUGUUGUAUGUCUGUACUCGGCGGAGUCGUACGGUUUCGUCUUUUCAUCUCAGAGCAGUUCUGUACACAAUGGAGUGGCUGUGGGAUCCAGACAGGAUAAGCACAAUCCGAACAUGAAGGACCAGAACUUGCUGUCAUUUGAGAUAUGUGUUGCCAAUCGAUACAAAUUGAACAAAAAGGCUCGGGAACUCCAGUCUAGGAUAGAUGAAAGGCCCGAUGACUAUACACUGCGAAGUCGAUUUCACCAGGCUCAGCUUGCAGCAAAGGCUGAGACGGAGGACAACGAUUUAGAACAGAAACGACAGCAAGGCAAGAAAUUACUCUAUGGACAGGUUAUACAGCUGAAGCACAGAUUUACUCUGAAAUACAUACAUGUCAGUACAUCAGCAACCUCUCCAACGGAAGGUAAAAACAUGGCGGUUGUCCUGCACCCAUAUAAUGCAAAACAUGCCCAGUUCAAGAUUAUGCCAAGGUACAAGGUCAAGGCCGAGGGUGACGUGGUACAAGAAGGUGAUCAGCUGGUGUUUGAGAGCGUGAAAUCCCGGGGACAAUAUCUCCAUGUGUCCAAAACAUUGUUUGGUGGACAAUCAGUAUAUCAGAAAAGCUAUGAGCUAAACUUAUCAGUACAACAGUCAGGCUUUGCAAUUUAUCGAAAAUAUAGGGCUUCACCUGAAGAUGAGAAAAAAGUUAAGAUUGGAAAUAUGGUGAGAUUUUAUCACAAAGAGAUGGAAGCGUAUUUGGUGGCAGAGGGACUCUUCGAUUAUGAUAUUACAGAAGAUGUGCAUCUCAGAUGCCGGCCUGUAGAACCAUCGAACCCCAAGAGUAUGUUACCAAGCUCGUCUGCUAUUACAUUCUGGCAGAUUGAGCUACAGGAAGGGUGUGUAGCUGGUGGGAUUUUACAUUUCGAACAACAGUGUAAAUUGUUGCACAUGUGUACCAGAAAAUAUCUAUGUGUGGAAACGAAUAAGCAAAGUAACGUGGAAGGUAAAUACAAAGUGAACUUGACCUCAGACCACCUGGACCCUAAAUCUGUCUUCAGAUUACACCCAGUGAACAAGGAUAGUGACGAUAUACCUGAAGGCAGUCACUGUAGAAUAGAACAUGUUGUAUCAGGACAGUGGUUACAUGCUUCUACAGCUGAAUACAUAAGGAAUCAAGUGAAAGCUUUGAAUAAAGAGAGCAGAUCUUUGGGUUCGCUGAAAUGGAGCACAGCUCACAUGAGAAAGAUUACAGUUGCAGACGAACAACAAUAUGAUGAUGCAUUUACGAUACAGACAGUAGACCCUGCUUUGGAGAAUAUCUUCAGUUUCAUGGCAGGGAUGGUGCCAUUUUUACAGAAACUUCUACAAGACAAAAAGGAUGACGUUCAAUUUGAUAAAGAGAUGUCACUUGACGCAACAACGGCUUUGACCGAGAUGUGUGAGUUUAUGAUGGUAGAUAGGGAACCAAUCAAACAGAGGCAGAAACUAAUGAGAAACCUCAGGAUUGUAGAACUUCUUGUCAAUUUGCUCAAAUGUCCACUAACGGCACAUAAUCACUACUACAUGUCUGGUAUUUUCCGUGUUGUCUACAAAGUCCUUCACACCUACUUGUUGGGACGGUCACGAAAGAACAAACUUUACAUUGCAAGAUACAUAGAUUUCUUCCGGACACAGUUUGAGAUCAAAGAGGGAGAUGCUGGCUUGAAUGCUGUGCACGUGGUUAUGGAGUCUCUACGAGAUAAUAGGAAAAUUGUUGACUUGAUAACAGAGGACCACAUAAAUAAAUUUGUUGAGCUUUUACUGCUCGAAAAGAACUAUCGCUACCUUGACCUGCUUAGUGUUCUAUGUGUCUGUGCGGGCGUAUCUAUUUCCAUCAACCAGAAUCUUAUCACCAACUCCUGGUUGAUCACAAAUAGAUUGAAAUGUGUGUUUCAAACAAAAUUGGAGAAGACUUCUGGCUCUGAUCGCAAGGUGUACGUGUCAACAAACAACGGGCAGUCUUGGAUAGAUCUCGUCACGUUUUCGGGCAGAAAUAGGGAAUCAGAGGAGUACCUGUUUUUCGAGAGCCAGUUGAAACUGUUUGGAUAUCUUGCACGGGGGCAGAAUGACAUUGCAAUAUCUGUGAUCACCAAGGACUAUCUCACAUGGAAGGAACUAUUUGCAUGCCUUAGUGAUGAACAGCUACCAGAACAGCUUCGCGCCAUGUGCUGCGAUCUCAUCAUAACGCUGUUUGUUGAUAUCGCUGGAAACCGCUCAGUUUUGGAUAGAGUAAAGCUGUGUUAUGUUUUCGACGAGAUAAAAAAUGAUGAGGAAUCGGAAGUUCUCGUGCAGAACACUGACUCAGAAACAUACAAACACUUUCCUAAACUCAGCAGAUGGAUAGCAGACUUCUUGAGCAAAAAUACAGAAAUGACAGCUUCGAAUAUUGGAAACAAUAUCCUCAUCAAACAGGUAUUGAGACUAGUGUAUUGCCUGGUAUCAUUUGGAUUCUACAGAAAGCGCGGCGACAUCAAGAAACUCCUGGGCCCCCUCAUGUUACUACUGGAUGGACGACAUGACAAACCUUAUCCAAAUGUAGAAGGAAAAGAGACUCAAGAGAUUCUGGUUGUGUUCCGUCAGUCACAGAGAUUCAAACCCAGUCCUGAAACCAAGGCCAUAGUGGAAGCCAAAGUCCAAGCUCUUGAAGUGCUGGAUCUGUUCUUCAACUUUAGGUUUAACAAUAGGUUGGAAAAAUUCAUCUACCUGUUCAAAACUAUACAUCGGCAAAUUAACAAGCCUAAAGGAUUUUCAGAGUUAGCUCCCCUGAUGAACGAGUCUUUCGAAUUGGAGCAAUUUGCUGGACUUGCAAAGAAAGCGAAGAAGAAAAUGGCGGAUAUAUUUGACUCAACAGCUUUUAUGAGACAGUUCAAUCUUGUUGAUAUUCUACUGGACUUGUCACAAUAUGAGUAUGAUGAUAUCGUUAGGAAGUCAAUGCAUCUACUCAACAGAUGGUUCUCUGCGUAUCAAAACCUGUUCAAAAGAGCUGUUCUCACACAGAUUUUGAUAACCGAUGAAUCAGUGGAGGUUUACAAACGAACAGAGCUUCUAAUGCCCGAACUACGAAGACUAGCUGCAUACAGAAUGGGAGAGAUUGAAGCCGAUCAUGUGAUCACAAUUCUCACGGAACUUUUAAGUUUCUGUCAUCUACCUGGUGAAGAGGAAGAACCACAUCCAACAAACCAGAAUAUACUCUACAACUGCGGAAUCAUUGAAUGCAUGUUCAUAUUCCUGUCAAAAGAAAUAGAUGUAAAAAUUUUGGACCAUUACGUAGACUUGCGUAGAGUAUUUGAAAUUUCAUUUGUGUUGCUGAAAAUGCUUGCGAGGAGUAAUCAGGUCAUUCAACACAGACUGUACGACAGACUUGAUCUGAUAUUGUCAAAGAGAGGUGGUUUCGUACAAAUGGCUGAGCUUGUUACAGAGAUUUUCACUGAAAAUACCCAGACUUGUAUGAAGGUAACAGAACAUCAAAUACAGAAAAUCAUGUCUCUCAUUACCACUCAUCGUAAAGCUGUCCCUCAGUUCGUUGGGAUCUUGAAAGCCGUGAUCAAAGCAGAUGAUCUAGAUUUGCCUAUAAAACGUAAUCAAAGUAUGGUGAUGACUAACUUUAUGCAGCACAGUUCUGAUGUUGCCCCUGCAAUUGACAAGGGUGAAAGAUCAAGACUGGCAUUAUUUGAGUCUAGUGACACACACGAACUCCACAUUUUCAUUUCUGUCGUGGACCUACUUGCAACAUGUGCUGAGGGAGAAAACAAAUUUAUAGAGUCGAUCUGCCAGACUAUCUUCAAGAUUCCAGAACUCUUUAAAGUGCUCAAUAAUCCAAACAUUAGCGACAAUUUGAAGAGACCCUAUCUAACGUUCUUCCUCGGCUCGUACCUGAAUACGGUGAACAGGAUGAUCGGAAGUGGAGCGGGUGAUAUUCAUCAUGACACUGCAACAUGGGAAUACGUAACUAAUGUCAACGAAACCAUAGUUAAGGUGACGGUGUACGUGAAUAGCAAUCGUGAUCAAGUUGGAAAACUACUGAAGAAACCACCGGGGAAUGGCAUAACUGAUAGAAAUGAAAUGGAGCAGAUGAGGGGAUCUUUGCACUACCUGUUUAGUGCUGUCAUGCCCUUUUUACAAGUUUUCUGCACAAGUUAUUAUGAGAAUGAUCAAGUAAACUAUCCAGCAGAAGUGGUAAAAAUGAAAGCUCUUUCCGAAAGUUUCAAGUCUUUCUUUGAGGAGAUUGUACCCCUUGUUUCCAACGAGAAACAGUUGGAGAAGCUAAUCACUUGCAUGAGUAUUUUAUUCUCAACAAAUACUUUAGCAUCUGUGGACAUGGACACAUUCCAGCAGAAGUAUGGCCAAGGAAUUGGCGCGCAUGAUGUUCGUAGCGAUGCGAGAAAGAAAUAUGAGGAAUGCUUUGGUGGAGAAGAAGAAAUAAGUGCACAACUUAGUGUGUUUGCAAACAACAUGAAAGUUGCUUAUGGAGGUUUCAAUGAUGUUCAAGCACAGAUUGGAUUCCCAAGUAGACGAAGGUAUUCUGAGGUAGGUGGUGAUGAAGAGUUACCUCUGAGUGAAGAAUUCCAAGCCCACAUCAAUAUCUUUAUAGAUCACAGUGCCAGAACACCACUAGAAAAAUACAGACUUAGUGAGAAGUUAAUACGGCAGUUAUCGAUAUCAACAAAACUUAUGAAACUGCCGGAAAGAGAAAUGAUUGAACAAUUAGAACUUGACCUUAAAUGUAUGCAACUUUUACGUGGAAUGGUUCACAAUGAAUUAGUUAAACUCCCGGAGCACAUUGAAUAUAAUUCAUCGUCUUGGAAGAAGCAGCUGAAAGUUAUACAGGAUGUUCAAAAUGCAUUGAACCACUAUGGUAGUAUUGCGGGAACGCUCGGACAUUUAGCUCGUACUAAUGACGAUGUUGUACGAGAACUUUUGGCCUUUCUUGUGGCUCUUUUGUUCAACGGCAAUUUCGCUGUACAGACAACAUUGUACGAGUUCUUUUCAUUUGCGAAAGAGGAAACAUUUGUUCUUGCAAUACAGAACAGAAUUAACCUGUCAAUUAUUGCAACAAGGGAAAGACGUGUACUUCAGGCCUUGCGCCAAACUAAGAUAGAAGAAACUCCAGCUCAGGCCAAGGCUUUGAAGAAAGCCAUGAAGAAUGGAUCUUUGGCAGACUUGGCUGUAUCAUCUCUAUCAAGAACACUUAGGCAAUCUAUGGCUUCAGUGAGGAAGUCUGUAACUAUUUUGCCUAGUUCCCACGGAAGUAGGAGACAUUCAAAGGCUAGAGAAAUCGGAAAAAUGAAGCAAGGUUCAGUGGUUGGUUCUGGCAUAAUUCCUGACCUGCAAGUUGAAUCACAUGCAUCAAAUGGUACGAUUUAUACACAGGCGUCCAGUGAUCUGACAUUGAAGGGCAGACAUCCGGAGGCAUGGGGUCCAUCUAGAACAACAUUUAAUAAAGUAGCUCCAGAUACUAAACAUUUCAACCAAAUUGUACUAUCCAUCGAUCAUGAGGUAGCUGUACAAGAAAUCUCUGUUAAAGGAGCCGCUAAAGAAAUUAAAGGCGAGGAUGAUGAGUUAGAAAAUUUGCUAAACGCCGAAAUGCCAGAAUUCAAUUACAAAGAUGAUGGAUGCAUAGAACUCGUUCUAAGGAUUCUCGGGAGCAUGUGUGACAACCAACACACCGGACUACAGAAUUACAUCCGAGAGCAGUCAAAUAACAUAAAGUCUAUAGACCUGGUUGCGGAGACGAUCAAUUUCUUGAAAAUCAUGUAUACCAACAUCAGUGCUGACACCAUUGUCUUGGUCACAGAGAUCUUUGAAACUCUUGUUGAAUUCACAUCGGGAAACAGCACCAACCAGGCUGUUGUGUUUGACAACAAGAUCUGCGACUAUAUAAAUCAUAUUCUGCGUGCUGACGUCUUUAAGGACUGCACAGACAAAGAGGUAUACACACUGAAAAGAGCUAUUGGUUUUUUGGUGCGAUGUUUGACGGUGGAAAACUUUAGUGUUGAGGAUGGACUGAAGGCCAGUUUACCAAAGGAAGUUAUGGAAUUUUUGGACACGACUGUCUUGGUAUCUGUGAUGACAGAUGCCAGAAAGUUGUACGAGCCAAUGAAAGAAGAAGACUUCAAAGCAUUACUACAUACAGUGGGAUUUCAGUAUUACCAUUUACUCGCCAUGAAACUCGAUCUGUUCCCUGAGCUAGACAUGGAUAGCAUAUUGAAGACAGAAGAGCAGAAAGCCGCCUUCAGUUUCUAUAGUGACAAUACGCUCUCCAUUGAAAUUGUGAAGGAUGACAUUAUACAAAAAGUAUACUUUCAAGUUAGAGAUAAGGGAGUUUUGAGAGAAGAAAUUAAAGAAAGGUUCAAAUAUGAGGUUGAUAGAUCUUCUCCAAGCAAUAAAUUACGCGAUUUCAUGGAAUGGGUAAGGGACAUAAUCAAAGAUAUCAAGUACCAGAGGCGUGUUCGUGCAAAUCCAGUUGGAAGAUUUUUUGUAAAUGCUUGGUUGCCACUGAACUAUUUAGUAAUGUUGUGUACGCUGAUAAUAUGUGUUGUUGUCAUGGUAACUUGGGAGGAAGGAGACGGAACUUCGCCAAGAUACAACCCAUCAUUCAGAUUUGCUAAUGCAAAUGUUGUGAUCUAUAUACUUGGCGGUGUACACAACUGUCUGUCCAUAGGGAUAUGCAUUAGUUACAUCAUAUCCAACAGGCCAACAUUUCCAUCUGUUGAAGAUAUUAAGGAAUGGUGGACAGGAAUAGAGGAUAACGAUGACGAGGGUGAAAACUGGAUUGACGCCAAGAAAGAGUCCCAUCUAGAAGUGAAGGCGUUUGAGCUAAAAACAAUCUACUAUCUUCUGUUUGUCGCCUGUUCUAUAGCAGGCACAUUUACAGAUGGGUAUUUCUUUGCCUUCCAUUUACUGCACAUAGCAGAGCUAAACCAUGUGUUGAAGGGAGUCAUUCGGGCUGUAACUACCAAUGGUAAAGCGCUGUUGAUGGUAACCCUUCUUGCUUUGGCGAUAUUUUACAUAUACUCCCUAGUAAUCUUUGCAUUUUAUCGUGGCUGGAUGUGGUCAGCUGAGGACGGGCGACAUUGUCGUACCAUCUACGAGUGUUUCAUAUCAGUGUUACAUCACGGACUAGUUGAUGGUCUCUACUCGCACUUCGAAAGGCAGAUGGGAAGCGAUUUUCCACAAGCUAUCGGAAUAACCUUCAUCGAUGUUUCAUUCUUCGUCAUUAUUACGAUCAUUGGUCUGAACAUUGUCUUAGGUAUCAUUGUCGAUACUUUCUCGCAGCUCAGAGAUUCCAAGUUUGAGAUUGACAAAGAUAUGAGGAGUACAUACUUGAUCUGUAGUCGAGAAAGUUACGACUUUGAGAAAAAAGGAGGGGGUGAAGGGUUUCAGAGGCAUGUAAAACUAGAGCAUAACCAGUGGGCUUACUUGUUUUUCUUCAUACAUCUUGAUGAGACAAGACCAAAUGACUACUCAGCAAUAGAACUUCAUGUUUAUCAACUGAUGAUGAUGAAAAGUUUGGACUUCUUUCCUUUGGGUCGAGCACUCAGUUUGGAGAAUGAGGAAGAUAGCAAAGAUAAAAAGCUGGAUGAACUGCAGCUUCAAGUAAAUUUUGUUGUUGCCAAACUGAAGGAACAGGAAGUUUAUAUGAUGAAGGAGAAGGAAAAACAGAAACAGCAAGAGUGGGCGAGAACACAUAAGGCAUGAAAAGAAGCGGUACUGUAUUUGUUGUAGUGAUAUUAUCAUCUCUGCGAUCGGUAAGAUCAAAAGCCUGCUAGAGUCAACAACAGUUCUUCACAAAUGAAAUUGCUUAGGCAGCGGUAAGAACAAAAGCCUGCAAGAGUCAGCAACACUUCUGCUUUGGAAGCGGUAUUCUGGUCGAUUCAGUUAGCUUCAACAUUUUUUCAAGAAAUUAACUUUAUAUUAUUUCAACAACAUUUAAAGCACAUUUACCGUUAAUCUCGAGAAUAUUAUGGAAGUUGAAACAUUGUUCAUUGUGAUAUCCCAUAAAUAGCCGUUCAAUAUAUUGGCAUGCAUUUCAGCAGUGUCUGCAAACACAGAGCACUAUUACUAUAACUGGCACAUGAAAGUAAAAUUGGUUCUAAAGUGCAGAAUUUAAGAAACAAUGAUGUACACACUGUGAAUGCGUGUUUUCUACGUUUAAGAAGUCAUUUAUAGGGGGUUUAUUACUAAUUUACGGGGAGUCUAUGGAAUCCUUUCGUCCUGUGCUUCUAUACGCUUACCCACUCAUCAGUGCGUCCCCUUAAAACUUUUGUUGUAACCUUAACUCCACUAAAGGGGGUUAAGUGUAACUUUACAAAUUACAAAAUGAAAGGCAAGAAGAGAAAUGUGAAGAGCAGAACUGUAACUCUUCCUUUCAUAUAUAUAGUUUAACACGUGUCUUUAGAUUGAACAUGAUAGGACAAAGUGAGUAUUCUAGUAGUUUAUUACCAUCAGACAAAUAUUCCAAACAAGAACCUUUUGUCGAUAGCUUUGGCUUUCGUUUUUAUAACAGAUAUAAAUCUGGGUAGAGCUUAUAAAAGUGUAUGUAUUUUACGAAAGAAUGGGCAUAUUAGCCUAUAAAUAUCGACUGCUGUUUUUUCUGUUUUUUGUUGUUGUUUUUUGUUUUUCUUUUUUUUUUUCUUUUCUUUUUUUUUGUUUUAUUGUUUUUUUUUCUAGAGUUCAUAUUCAAUCAAAAGGGCAACGAAACUGGAAGGCACUGAUCGAAUAUGACAUUUGUACGCAACUGAUGUUAUAUUAAAAUAAAAGGACUGCGAGGUAUCAACAAUAUUGUUUGUUGUUUAUAUAGCACAGUUGAUUGUAUGUUGCAAUGUACAGCACCACUUCGACUUUGAACUUAUAACGACAAUCACCGGUACAACACCAAACAUAAAUUUCAACUUAUGGUGGCUACUUCUUCAUUUUAAAUAUUCAUUAAAUAUUUACAAAAACAUAUAACGAUUAAAUGAUCACAGAAAAGUAUAUCUGUUUUUGUGGUUUCAUUUUGUCUAUAAUUAUUAAUUUUUUGUUUGUAUGCUGUUUUUCUUUUAGAAUCAUUUUCAAUUUUUAUAAUUUAACAUGUUAUGAUAUGAUGUGAUGCUGUUAGGUUCUGACAUGUCAAACAAAAGUUUCGAACACAGUUGCCUUUUCUAAGCUUGUGUUUUGGUGUACGUAUUGGUAAGAUAAUAUAUGUAGUUUUAUCACAAUUUCAGGCAUGAAGAUAUUUUCCAGGAAUACAUGAUCGGAGUUAAGAUCUCCUUCAGAAAAGAAUAUAAUAAAUGGCAGAGAAAAUCAUAAUAUUCAUUUUUUCUGCAAUGCAAUUUUAUGCAAAUUCGUUGCCAUUAUAUGGUAAACAAUCAGCGAUUUAAUACGUUUUAAACGGAAUGGAAACAACAUUUACCUAAGGUAGCGGACCUGUAAUAACAAUCAAAGAAAAACAAUUUGUCAUAGCGGGUCAGCAACCUUAAAUUACAGUUUCUACACUCUUCAGUUCAUAUCCAUGUAUGUGUUUGACUUAAAUUUGUUGUUGUAGUUAUUCGCAUUUUAUGUACACUAUAUAAUAAAAAUAAUACCUAUG
Mercenaria mercenaria is the source of this 9800-nucleotide messenger RNA. RefSeq names its product inositol 1,4,5-trisphosphate receptor type 3-like. The record is from RefSeq and is a predicted model, not a curated record. The transcript is spliced from 66 exons. Gene Ontology annotation, molecular function: inositol 1,4,5 trisphosphate binding; inositol 1,4,5-trisphosphate-gated calcium channel activity. Bases 185 to 7930 code for a protein of 2581 amino acids. Gene Ontology annotation, biological process: calcium ion transmembrane transport. Gene Ontology annotation, cellular component: endoplasmic reticulum; membrane. NCBI's taxonomy places the organism in Eukaryota, Metazoa, Mollusca, Bivalvia, Venerida, Veneridae.